Messenger RNA from Fusarium redolens, 493 nucleotides. RefSeq lists its product as uncharacterized. NCBI's taxonomy places the organism in Eukaryota, Fungi, Ascomycota, Sordariomycetes, Hypocreales, Nectriaceae. The record is from RefSeq and is a predicted model, not a curated record. Bases 54 to 383 code for a protein of 109 amino acids. The transcript has 2 exons.
CAUCACACAUAAGCUUAUAUUUGAACAAACUGAAACCGCACAAGAUAGCCACUAUGAGUGUACAGGGGCAAGUUCGAGACGUCAAGCAUGGCGGCAUCGGUGAAGUUGAAGCCGGAAAAGGCGUAAUCACCAGAUACGCCGAUGGCCGGGCGACGCGAUUUACUUUCAAAACAAAGUUCGACCGCGUGCCAAAUGUCCAGAUCACGCCAAUUCUAGGUGGUCAAUAUGAAGCCUUCCGAAACUUCUGGCUUUAUCACCUCCAUCCUACUGGAGGCCCGGCGGUCGAUGAGAGUGGGUUUUAUCUGGGAAUUUGUGGCGACACGGGUCAGACUAUUAACUUUGAGUACCUUGCUAUUGCUGUUUAUACAGCUGGAGAUGAGUAAGGGGGCACUGGGGUGCAGGAUGGUUACUUUGGCAUUGUGAGGGGAGGGGGUAGUACAAGUCGCUGUGUCGGUUAGGUAUCAACCUUUAAUAUGAAAAGAUUGAAGACGAA